Lichtheimia ornata is the source of this 1350-nucleotide messenger RNA. RefSeq lists its product as uncharacterized. The record is from RefSeq and is a predicted model, not a curated record. Bases 1 to 1350 code for a protein of 449 amino acids. Gene Ontology annotation, cellular component: nucleus; cAMP-dependent protein kinase complex. Gene Ontology annotation, molecular function: ATP binding; cAMP-dependent protein kinase activity. The transcript has 9 exons. NCBI's taxonomy places the organism in Eukaryota, Fungi, Mucoromycota, Mucoromycetes, Mucorales, Lichtheimiaceae. Gene Ontology annotation, biological process: peptidyl-serine phosphorylation.
AUGGAUCCUCAUGCAAGGAAAAAAGAGGACAAGCAAUUCAGAAUGUUGAGCAAUUCACCUACUCCCUUCGACACUAAAAAGAUCCCUCAUUCACCACUGUCUCUUGGCAACAAUCACUCUGUCUAUUUGAGCAAUCUACGUGCCUAUCAACAGCAAUCGCUACGAUCGACUGCCAAUAAACGAGCUGCCACCCCUACCACUAUGGCUACAACCACUGGUCAUGGUGCUGCUACUACUACUACUACUACUACGCCCAUUUCUCCUCAGCACAACUUGCCGCCCAAUCACCCCCUGAGUGCCACAACGGCGCAGUCCGUGUUCCAGCAACAACAAGCCAAACGUCUACAAUACUUUCACACUCGUCCUCCUGUUUAUGUCGUCAAUCCAAGCUUUACUUUGCAGGAUUUUGAAUUAAUGGAUACAUUGGGUACGGGGACAUUUGGACGAGUUUACUUGACAAGAUUCCGAUCGACGAACAAGUUUUACGCCAUGAAGGUGCUAAAGAAAUCCGAAGUAGUACGAUUGAAGCAGGUCGAACAUUUACUGUGGGAGAAACAAAUCUUGGCGUCGGUCCGAUUCCCGUUCAUUGUCGAUCUAUUUUGCGCCUUCCAAGAUAAUACAAACUUGUACAUGUUGCUAGGAUACGUUGUCGGUGGUGAAUUGUUCUCUCAUCUACGUCGCGCUGGCAGAUUCACAAACGAUAUGACCCGCUUUUAUGCAUCAGAAAUCGUUCUUGCUAUUGAAUACCUCCACUCCAAGAACAUUGUUUAUCGUGAUCUCAAGCCUGAAAACCUAUUGCUGGGAUAUGAUGGACACAUUAUCUUGACAGACUUUGGAUUUGCCAAGAUCAUCCAGGAUAGGACAUGGACAUUAUGUGGUACACCCGAAUACUUGGCGCCAGAGGUGAUUCAAAGUAAAGGACAUGGAAAGGCUGUGGAUUGGUGGGCACUUGGCAUCUUGAUAUUCGAAAUGCUUGCAGGAUAUCCACCUUUCUUUGACGAUAACUCUUUUGGGAUUUAUGAAAAGAUCCUUGCCGGCCGAGUGCAAUUCCCGAGUCAUUUUGAUUUGCUCGCAAAGGACCUGCUCAAACGUUUACUAGUUGGCGAUAGGACAAAACGAUUAGGCAACCUCAAGGGAGGACCUGAAGAUAUCAAGAGACACAAAUGGUUUCGUGGUGUGGAUUGGAUUGGUCUUCUUGAAAAGACUGUAAGGGCACCUAUUAUACCCAAGUACCGUCAUCCAGGCGACACGGGCAACUUUGAAAAAUAUCCUGAUACCAAGCUACCGGAACAAGAUGUUGAUGGAGACGAUCCUUACAAGGACAUGUUUGCUGACUUUUGCUGUUCCUGA